Molecule: messenger RNA, 3567 nt
Organism: Rhopalosiphum maidis (corn leaf aphid)
Lineage: Eukaryota; Metazoa; Arthropoda; Insecta; Hemiptera; Aphididae
Exons: 8
Coding region: 560-3295 (911 amino acids)
Biological process (GO): cellular response to growth factor stimulus; protein phosphorylation; cell surface receptor protein serine/threonine kinase signaling pathway
Cellular component (GO): signaling receptor complex; plasma membrane
Molecular function (GO): ATP binding; transmembrane receptor protein serine/threonine kinase activity
Source: RefSeq, a predicted model, not a curated record
AGUAGUGUGUGCCCGCCGACGCAUUGUGACCAAGGAACAUAUAAUAGCUUGUGUCGCUUGUGACAAUAUUAACCUUUCGUGCGCGCGAGUAUUGCGACGGCGGCAUAAUAAUAAUUACAAUUAUAGAGUACAUACACGACGAUGAUCACUUUCAUACGCGCAUGUACAGUGUUCAGUACAGUCAGUACACUCCUCGACGAUAAGCGUUGAAUACUUUGCUUCUAUAUACGGUCCGUGACAGAAACAACGACUACACAAACGAGCAGACAGUGUUGGUGGAUGACUUAGACCAGUCCUCCGUGCGAAUUCGUUCGUCGUGGUGUUUUAAAUGGCUUUCGCAUUCAGUUCGCUGUUUCGUGGCCGUCUGCUUAUACGGCACCGAUAAUUGUGAUGAUGCUGAUGACUACACUACUCCUCUGUUACUUCAGCUGUGCUGAAUGUUGCUAACGCAUAUAUCGAAGGCCGUGAUGACUACUGUGACCAGUGUGACAAUGCAACUCGGGCCUCUUCUACUGCAGUAAAGGUUGUUGACCAAAACGCCCAAGAGAUCAAUACAGCAAUGAGUGUUCUAGUGAAAUUUUUACACACACAAAUGACGGCAACAACUGUUACAUUAGUGCUGAUGCUGCUAGUCACCACUGCAGUAGCAACUGUCAUACCAAAUGUACCGGUGGCCACCGCGGAAAAAGAGCCGACUGGACAGCAGAAAAAACCUGGAGGAAAUGGCAUAUCGUCUUUAGAUCUGUACCACUCAAUGGAGAUGGGUGAACAGGAAAGGCUUGAAAGCCUCGGUGGCAACGACGACGAAGAUGAUAGUGAAAAGGAUAGCGAUGGCUCGUUGCUGUCAAUGGUAGGCGGUGGUGAUGACAGUGACAUCGAUCAAGAGCAUCUUACCGAAUUGCUGACUUGCAUGUCAUGUUCGGGCGUGUUACCUACAUGGCGAGACGAGCAAAAUGUUGAUGAACAGUCGUACUGUUUGUCCGAUCGUGGCCAGCCACUGACGCCAGACAGCAGUAACAGGGUCGAAGAAUUAAAUGUGUGUUCCGGUGCUGUGCGUUGCUGGAAGGCAAAAGUGCGUGAAGAGCACGGCCUUGUACGCAUCAGUCGUGGCUGUAUGGCUGGUGGAAACAGACAUUUAACUGAAUCCUACUUGGAGCAUCAACCGCUGCAUCCUUGUAUGGGUGCUAUUAGCAAUGACUCGGCAAUAAAAAACAAUGAUACCUCAAAACAACCCAGGUCCAUGGUUUGGACGUCGUCGCAUACUUAUUCAUCCGGGUCCGCCGACCAGCAACAGCCUCCUAGCUAUGCAAUUGAAUGUUGCACCGGUCGUGAUCGCUGCAACGACGGUGCGUUUCCAUCAUUGUCCGGCAGCGGCUUAACAUCGGGGAUCGACGAAAAUGGUUCUUUGCUAGCAGCUGUGGCUUGGUGGCGGUGGUCAUCCAUAUCCGUAGCGGCGUUACUGCUUGUUGUUGUAAUCGUGACUACAGUCACUUUGACGGUCUAUGCGUUGUAUAGAAACGACAGUAAGAGUAAGAAGAGAAAACGUCGAAAGAGGAGUAAGAGCAGCAGCAGUAGAAGGAGUAAACGACGAAAGCAGAGUACUCGCCACUACGACGAUGGUAACAGUGAUGAUAGUGAUAAAAAGAGACAUCGACAUUUGUCAUUUUCGUCAAUGUCAUCGUCGUCUUCGUCAUUAUCGUCAGCGGCGUCAUCAUCAUCUUGCUGCGAAGGGAAGAAAAGAGGUAGGAGGAAACCCCACGGGACCGCUUUAACCAUGGUCGACUUGCUCAAGGGCGUCGUGGUAACCAACGAGGUAACAGGUGACGAUGAAAAUACACAUGGUAGUAACAGCAACCGACCAUCGUAUACAGCAGAGUACUCACCAGCGGCCAUGACUGAGUCUACAGUCGAUGACGACUUUUUACCACCGCCUUACCAAAAACGAAACGACCGCCAAGAUGAUUGGACAAGUGGCAGCGGGUACGGUAUGCCUGUGCUAGUUCAACGCACUUUGGCCAAGCAGAUACAACUCCGGCAAUUGGUCGGCAAGGGUCGUUAUGGUGAAGUGUGGCGAGCUACUUACUGGAAUGGUGGUCAUGAGCACGUGGCCGUAAAAAUAUUCUUAUCGAAGGACGAACCAUCAUGGAAGCGAGAGACUGAAAUCUACAGCACGGUUUUGAUGAGACACGACAAUAUAUUAGGUUUUAUUGGUUCCGACAUCAUGACUUCACGUAACUCGUAUACCACUCAGUUACUGCUUAUUACUCACUAUCACCGACAUGGAUCAUUGUACGAUUUUCUACAGACACCUGCUGCCGCCGCUGAGGCUACGUACAAUGGAUAUGACAUCGGCGCCAUCGACGCUGCGGGUGGUCGACUGCAGCAAAUCGACCGCGAUAGACCACCACUCACGGUGGGCCAAAUGUUAAACGUGCUGUACACUGUAGCUAGCGGGCUGUGUCAUCUGCACACUGAAAUCCACGGCACGCAGGGUAAACCGGGAAUCGCGCACCGGGACAUCAAGAGUAAAAACGUGUUGGUAAAAUGCGCAGAAACAGGUGCGUGUUGUGUAGCUGAUUUUGGAAUGGCCGUCACUAGCCGUGACGCUACGCUCCCGAUUCAAACAACAACAGCCGCGGGUGCUAACCAAAAUACGAGAGUUGGUACAAAGCGGUACAUGGCGCCAGAAGUUUUGGACGAUAGCAUAUCCUCUGCGGCCGCUUUAGCAUUAGCUUCUGCGUCCACUUCGACGACUGCGGUAUCAUCAGUAGCUUCCUCCUCAUCUUCCACCGCUGCAUCUGUCGCCGCCGCUGCUUCUUCUUCUUCGGCGUAUUGGUGCUUCGACGCAUAUCGCCGCGGUGAUGUAUACUCGUACGCACUCGUCAUGUGGGAAGUCCUGUCCAGGACGUUAAUCGCACCCGAAACCGAUGAUACUGAAAAACCCACGCGACAACUAAAUGACAAUCAACAACAGCCCUCCACAGAUAACAGAUAUGACCCAUAUGUGUACCGCGCACCAUACCAAGACCGUGGCGUUGGGUGGGACCCCGGAUUCGAUGACAUGCGUCGUGUCGUAUGCUCUACCGAUCCUAUACAGAGCCGUCCCGGCGUGGCAGCAGAGUGGUUAGCCAACCCGAUAAUGAACGCGGUAGUGUUGACAAUGCGAGAAUGCUGGCACGGCAACCCUCAUGCACGCCUUCCUUCUUUGCGUGUUAAAAAGACUCUAGCUAAGCUCAUUGAGCAAUAUUCCACGACAGAGACUGAAAAGCAGCACAAAUCAGAGCCUGAACAAUAAUAUUGUAUAUUAUGACUACAAGUCAGUUAUGAUGUAAUGUAUAUUAAUGUAAAUAUUAAUUACUAUUAACAUGCAAAUAUAAAUGACAGUGGCUGCGGUGAAAAAUUACUUUAAUCAAGGAAAUAUAUUGUAUUUUCUCUGCUACCUCCUCCACUUGUUCAUUCUUACAAUAUUGUAAGUCAUGUAAUUUUUUUUUUUAAACAACUACAUGCUAUUGUUAUAAUAUUAUGUAUAAAAUAAUUUUUUAACAAUAAUAACUAUAAAACUACCUA